Molecule: messenger RNA, 675 nt
Organism: Trypanosoma theileri
Lineage: Eukaryota; Euglenozoa; Kinetoplastea; Trypanosomatida; Trypanosomatidae
Exons: 1
Coding region: 1-675 (224 amino acids)
Source: RefSeq, a predicted model, not a curated record
AUGUCAUCUGUAUUUUUAAAGACCAGGGAAACUGAAGGAUCACAUUGUCUUGAUUCUAUAGUUAUGAAAAGAAAUUCAGCUGAGGAUGAAGAAGUUGAUAUUACAGAGAUUGGUGCUGCGUACUGUACGAGUACUGUAAAUAGAAUAGAAACCUCAUCUAUAUCAAGCCAAAAACGAGUACGUUCCCCGCAAAUGAGUUCAUCAUUCACAGGGGAAGUAUGUUGUAGCAGUAACGAUGAUAAUGAUGUCGACAUUGUCGAGCACAGCAACCGACUCUUAGAACUCUUGCGCGUACGGCGACGAGAAUGGAAUGUUAGAGUUGGCGUUUCAACAGAAUCAUCGAGUGAAUAUUACAUAAAUGAGUUAAGCUUAAAAGAAAGUAAUACACAAAUUUUAAAGACUUCAUCACCUCCCUUAAUUCAAUUGCCUGUCACAGAAAGAUAUUUAAAAAAAGUCAACGUUCAUCGAAGUGGAUGUGAAUCAAUCAGAGAAGAAGAAAAAGAGCCAUCUUAUCUUUCAUCACCACCUCCAGUGGUUCAUAACGUUGCCACACAAACACAAACAACUUCAAUUGAAGGCAAUAAUCAGAUGAUAGAUACUAAUAUGGCACCAGCGGAUUUAUUAAUGCUUCGAUUGUGUGAGUUAGAUGCUUUGCUUCAUAUAUUUUUUUCUUGA